CUCUCGGUCCUGCCCCCUCCCGCUGCUCCGCGGCGUAGCCCGCACGGUGAGCCCGGCCGGGGUCCGGGGGUCCGCGGUCAGCCCCGGAGGACAGGGUGGGGUCGCCCCAAACAGGAGCGCCGGGAGCGCUGGAACCCCGCGCUCGGCGGCCGCCGCCGCCGGGUGGCCGGGCAUUGGAGGUCCCGGAUGAGGCGACAAUUUUUCCGGCCCCCCUCCCAGUCCCGCCCCACUUCCGGGGCCGCCACUUUCACUUUCUCUUCCGCCGAAGCCGCUCGGCUUGCGAAGAACUGGGGCCUCCUGGGAGGAGAGAGGGCUUUGCGUUGAAACCCAGGACGCCAGGAGUGCUCCCGCAAGUGGGGGUCCUCCGGGACUUGGAACGCCCCGGCUGGGCGGUGUCCGGGCGUCCUUUCCCCGCUUCUCCCCACCUCGGCUGGUCCCGUUUCCUCUUGCGCCCAGUGCGGACUUGUCUCGACGCCCGCUGCCCUCUCACCGCCCCACUCGGGAUUCCGGCCUGGUCACCAGGCAGUGUGAUGCUUCCCGAUUGCCGCGGGGACAGCGAGGCACAGACAGAACUUGGGCCGCGCCGGAGGCCACACGGCCUGGCUGAGUUGCUCCUGGUCUCCCGCCUCCCCCAGGCGACCCGGAGGUAGCAUUUCCCAGGAGGCACGGUCCCCCGCAGGGGGAUGGGCGCAGCCACGCCAGAUGGACGAGAAGACCAAGAAAGCAGAGGAAAUGGCCCUGAGCCUCACCCGAGCAGUGGCGGGCGGGGAUGAACAGGUGGCAAUGAAGUGUGCCAUCUGGCUGGCAGAGCAACGGGUGCCCCUGAGUGUGCAACUGAAGCCUGAGGUCUCCCCAACGCAGGACAUCAGGCUGUGGGUGAGCGUGGAGGAUGCUCAGAUGCACACUGUCACCAUCUGGCUCACAGUGCGCCCUGAUAUGACAGUGGCAUCCCUCAAAGACAUGGUUUUUCUGGACUAUGGCUUCCCACCAGUCUUGCAGCAGUGGGUGAUUGGGCAGCGGCUGGCACGAGACCAAGAGACCCUGCACUCCCAUGGGGUGCGGCAGAAUGGGGACAGUGCCUACCUCUAUCUGCUAUCAGCCCGCAACACCUCCCUCAACCCUCAGGAGCUGCAGCGGGAGCGGCAGCUGCGGAUGCUGGAAGAUCUGGGCUUCAAGGACCUCACGCUGCAGCCACGGGGCCCUCUGGAACCAGGUCCCCCAAAGCCCAGGGUCCCCCAGGAACCCGGACGGGGGCAGCCAGAUGCAGUGCCCGAGCCCCCACCGGUGGGCUGGCAGUGCCCCGGGUGCACCUUCAUCAACAAGCCCACGCGGCCUGGCUGUGAGAUGUGCUGCCGGGCACGCCCCGAGGCCUACCAGGUCCCCGCCUCAUACCAGCCCGACGAAGAGGAGCGAGCGCGCCUGGCGGGCGAGGAGGAGGCGCUGCGUCAGUACCAGCAGCGGAAGCAGCAGCAGCAGGAGGGGAACUACCUGCAGCACGUCCAGCUGGACCAGAGGAGCCUGGUGCUGAACACCGAGCCCGCCGAGUGCCCCGUGUGCUACUCGGUGCUGGCGCCCGGCGAGGCCGUGGUGCUGCGUGAGUGUCUGCACACCUUCUGCAGGGAGUGCCUGCAGGGCACCAUCCGCAACAGCCAGGAGGCAGAGGUCUCCUGCCCCUUCAUUGACAACACCUACUCGUGCUCGGGCAAGCUGCUGGAGAGGGAGAUCAAGGCGCUCCUGACCCCUGAGGAUUACCAGCGAUUUCUAGACCUGGGCAUCUCCAUUGCUGAAAACCGCAGUGCCUUCAGCUACCAUUGCAAGACCCCAGAUUGCAAGGGAUGGUGCUUCUUUGAGGAUGAUGUCAACGAGUUCACCUGCCCUGUGUGUUUCCAUGUCAACUGCCUGCUCUGCAAGGCCAUCCACGAGCAGAUGAACUGCAAGGAGUAUCAGGAGGACCUGGCCCUGCGGGCUCAGAAUGAUGUGGCUGCCCGGCAGACGACAGAGAUGCUGAAGGCCAGCGCCUGUCCCGCUCCAGGUGAUGCUGCAGCAGGGCGAAGCCAUGCGCUGCCCCCAGUGCCAGAUCGUGGUACAGAAGAAGGACGGCUGCGACUGGAUCCGCUGCACCGUCUGCCACACCGAGAUCUGCUGGGUCACCAAGGGCCCACGCUGGGGCCCCGGGGGCCCAGGAGACACCAGCGGGGGCUGCCGCUGCAGGGUGAAUGGGAUUCCUUGCCACCCAAGCUGUCAGAACUGCCACUGAGCAAAUGCAGGCAUCCAGGGUUGGCAGGUUGAUAGUUCAAGAAGGAACCAAGCUGCUGCAGUUGAGGGGUGAGGUCCAUCCUAAUUUUCACAUCUCAAGCAAGACGGCAAAGUAUCGAUUCAGCAGUAUUGGUUAGCACCCACUCAGUGCUGGUCAGAGGUGACUAAGACAUGGUCCUGGGAUGCUCAUUCUGUAAGUUUUUCCUCCAUUCUGUGACCCACCCUCCUUCCCCUUUUGAGAUCUGGUAUUUAUUGUCCACGCUGUGAUGUGACCAUCAUCAUAGCAGGUGCAGGGCGCCUCUUCUGCUGAAGGCCUGUGGUUUUGUGGGGAAGGGCCUGUUCUGGCCUCUGGAAAGGCACUGCCACCUGCUGUUGGAUGCCAAGACUCAAGAGCUGGCCCCAGUCACUGUGCACAGAGCUGUCCGAGAAUGUGUGAGUGGACUGGGUCCUGCCGGCACUACCUGCAUUGGCUCAGGGCAGUCGACCAUCGCAGAGGAUGAGGGGCGCACUCAGGCAGCCUUCCCGGCCCUGGAGGCAGAAAGGCCCAGGCAGAACCACCGACUGGGAGGAAACAGAAAAAGCAGAGGAGAGCCAGGCUGCAGGCGCGUGGAUGGGACCCACUUGGGCAGAUGCUGUCUCAUACCCACUCUCCCCUCUCUUGCCAGGGCCUGGCCUAGUGUCUCUCAGGAGCCUGGGCACCAGACAAAAGCAGAGAUUGUUCUCUUGUGGUGCCGUCGGCUGUAAUCAGUCCACCUAAUGUUUUAGAAAUUUAAAUUGGUUGCCAAUCUUUUUAAAUUGGCAACAUCUUUUACUACAUUAAAAUCUCGAUGCCCGGCUUCUCUUGAAAA
Cercocebus atys (sooty mangabey) is the source of this 3104-nucleotide messenger RNA. RefSeq names its product RanBP-type and C3HC4-type zinc finger containing 1 (gene RBCK1). Gene Ontology annotation, biological process: protein linear polyubiquitination; proteasome-mediated ubiquitin-dependent protein catabolic process; positive regulation of canonical NF-kappaB signal transduction. Gene Ontology annotation, molecular function: ubiquitin-protein transferase activity; ubiquitin binding. Lineage: Eukaryota; Metazoa; Chordata; Mammalia; Primates; Cercopithecidae. The transcript has 13 exons. The record is from RefSeq and is a predicted model, not a curated record. The coding region runs from base 703 to 2289 and encodes 528 amino acids. Gene Ontology annotation, cellular component: LUBAC complex.